This is a messenger RNA of Caenorhabditis elegans, 2894 nucleotides long. RefSeq names its product Calpain clp-1 (gene clp-1). Gene Ontology annotation, biological process: proteolysis. The record is from RefSeq and is marked reviewed. The transcript is spliced from 13 exons. Gene Ontology annotation, cellular component: M band; cytoplasm; sarcomere. NCBI's taxonomy places the organism in Eukaryota, Metazoa, Nematoda, Chromadorea, Rhabditida, Rhabditidae. Bases 90 to 431 code for a protein of 113 amino acids. Gene Ontology annotation, molecular function: calcium-dependent cysteine-type endopeptidase activity.
AAAAUCGUGCGGCAGGCUCAAACGAGGAGGAAAACUAUCAAAAAAAGACAACAACCGACGGUUUCACAGCAAAAGCCGACGGAAUCAAAAUGGCUGACGAUGAGGAAGAAAUUAUUCAAAAAGUCGAAGUGAAGCCGGAUGAAUUCAAUGGAUUAAUUGGAUCAAUUGCUGGUAACCUGAUUAGAGAUAAGGUCGGUGGCGCCGGUGGUGAUAUCCUUGGAGGCCUUGCCAGUAACUUCUUCGGAGGUGGAGGCGGCGGAGGAGGCGGCGGCGGAGGCGGAGGUUUCGGUGGUGGAAAUGGAGGAUUCGGUGGAGGUAUUUUUAUUUUCAAAAUUGUCAGACAAAAAUUCCCUAAAAAUUCAAGUUCCUUUUUUUGUGUUAGAAAACAUUUAGAUUCACUCAAAACAUCACCGUGUGGCUUAGAUCAGUGAAUUUUUUCUCACACCUUAUAUGUUGUCCAUGUUAUCGUAAUCCCAUUUGCUGCUACAGUAAUCCAUAGGUUCGAACUACGAUCAAGGCGGGAAUGGGAACAGCGGAGAUCAACAAAAAAGGAAACGAGACAUGGCGAAAGACUUGAUUGGAGGAAUAUUCGAUAAUGUGGUGAAUAGGAAAGGAAAGAAGGAGCAGGAUAACUAUGGCGGAGGUGGUAACUACGGCGGUGGUGGUGGAAAUCAAGGAGGCGGCGGAGGCGGUGGCUUUAACUUCAAUGAUAUCGGUGGACUCAUCAACAGUAUGGGAGGUGGUGGUGGUGGUGGCCAGAGACAAGGCGGUGGUGGAGGAGGCUUCGGAGAUAUCCUCGGAGGAAUCGGAUCUCUCAUUGGCGGAGGAGGCGGUGGCCAGUACAAUGGUGGAGGUGGAAAUGUGAACCCGAAUAAUCUCAACGGUGGAAUGGUGAAUGUUAUCGGAAAUCUCAUUGGAGAAGCUGCUCACAGAUUCCUCGGCGUUGAUCCGGGUACAGGCAGAAUCAUUGGAGCUGUCGCUGGAAAUGUGAUUAUGGGACUUGGUGGAAAAGAUAAUUCUCUUGGAAAUAUCGGAAAAGUUAUUCUGGACAAUAUUAUUUCUGGAAAGUUCCGUAGGGAUGUUGAUCCAUUCGUUCGUCCAGGACCAGAUCCAGAUAGAGGAGGUGGUGGAAGUGGUCCAAGCCCUAUUUCACCAAGACCAACUACCGAACCACAAGACUUCUAUGAGCUCAGAGAUCAAUGUCUUGAGAGCAAACGACUAUUCGAGGAUCCACAAUUCUUGGCCAAUGAUAGUUCGUUAUUCUUCUCGAAACGUCCACCAAAACGUGUAGAAUGGCUUCGUCCUGGAGAAAUCACAAGAGAGCCACAACUGAUUACAGAGGGUCACUCGAGAUUUGAUGUUAUUCAGGGAGAACUCGGAGAUUGUUGGCUCUUGGCUGCUGCAGCCAAUUUAACUCUCAAGGAUGAGCUCUUCUAUCGUGUGGUUCCACCAGAUCAAUCUUUCACUGAAAACUACGCUGGAAUCUUCCAUUUCCAAUUCUGGCAGUACGGAAAAUGGGUGGAUGUUGUUAUUGACGACAGAUUACCAACGAGUAACGGCGAGCUUCUCUAUAUGCAUUCUGCUAGUAAUAAUGAGUUCUGGAGUGCACUUUUAGAGAAGGCAUAUGCAAAAUUGUUCGGAUCAUACGAGGCUCUCAAGGGAGGUACCACAUCUGAAGCACUUGAGGACAUGACUGGAGGACUCACCGAGUUUAUCGACCUCAAAAACCCACCAAGAAACUUGAUGCAAAUGAUGAUGAGAGGAUUCGAGAUGGGAUCCCUAUUCGGUUGCUCCAUCGAAGCCGAUCCAAAUGUUUGGGAAGCAAAAAUGUCGAAUGGUUUAGUGAAAGGACACGCCUAUUCAAUUACCGGAUGCCGAAUUGUUGACGGACCAAAUGGACAAACUUGCAUUCUUCGAAUCCGUAAUCCAUGGGGAAAUGAACAGGAAUGGAAUGGACCAUGGUCAGACAAUUCACGCGAAUGGCGAAGUGUUCCAGAUUCUGUAAAACAAGAUAUGGGACUGAAAUUCGAUCAUGAUGGAGAGUUUUGGAUGUCAUUUGAUGAUUUUAUGAGGAAUUUCGAGAAAAUGGAAAUUUGCAAUCUUGGACCAGAUGUUAUGGAUGAAGUCUAUCAAAUGACUGGUGUCAAGGCCGCUGGAAUGGUUUGGGCUGCAAAUACUCAUGAUGGUGCAUGGGUUAGAAAUCAAACAGCUGGAGGAUGCAGGAAUUACAUCAACACUUUCGCCAACAAUCCACAAUUCCGAGUUCAACUUACCGAUUCGGAUCCUGAUGAUGAUGAUGAACUCUGCACUGUAAUAUUCGCCGUUUUGCAAAAAUACAGACGUAAUCUGAAACAAGAUGGACUUGACAACGUGCCAAUUGGAUUUGCUGUCUAUGACGCCGGAAAUAACCGUGGUCGACUGAGUAAACAGUUCUUCGCUGCCAACAAAUCCGCGAUGAGAUCGGCCGCUUUCAUCAAUUUAAGAGAGAUGACUGGCCGCUUCCGUGUACCCCCGGGCAACUAUGUUGUCGUUCCAUCAACAUUUGAACCAAACGAGGAAGCCGAGUUCAUGCUCCGUGUCUACACGAAUGGAUUUAUCGAGUCGGAGGAACUGUAAGCCAUUCUACUCACAACUACAACAACAAAUAGCAAGAUUGGAUCUUCCUAUACCUAUUGUUUUGAUCCACUUCGUUAUGUAUAAAUCUCUCUGUCACUCGUUCUAUUUUCAUCAUUAACCCCCCUACCCUCUCUCUCUUUCCUCAAUCGUCCCUCUUUUCUCCACUCUUUCUGCCUAAUUUCCCGUCGAUGUUUGCCGGAUCUGCUCUGUAGAAUUGUAAUAUUUUGAUAUGCUUGUUGUUUCACUGUAUUCUUUUUUUUUGCCUUUUCCAGAGUAAA